UUAGAUGAGAUUUUAGUGCGAGGUGGGGGACCGGGGGUGGGGGGGACUCUUUUCUAGCCUGGUGGUGAAAUUGCAGCAGUUUGCGUGUGCUGGAGCCGGGAAAAUGGAGGCUGUGAUAGAGAAGGAGUGCAGCGCGCUCGGAGGGCUCUUCCAGACCAUCAUCAGCGACAUGAAGGGAAGCUACCCAGCUUGGGAAGACUUUAUAAAUAAAGCGGGGAAGCUGCAGUCUCAGCUGAGGACUACAGUAGUAGCAGCUGCUGCCUUCUUGGAUGCCUUUCAGAAAGUGGCUGACAUGGCUACUAACACACGUGGUGGUACCAGAGAAAUUGGGUCUGCCCUAACCAGAAUGUGCAUGAGGCACAGAAGUAUAGAGUCCAAACUCAGGCAGUUUUCAAGUGCUUUAAUUGACUGUCUGAUAAACCCACUUCAAGAACAGAUGGAAGAGUGGAAGAAAGUGGCCAAUCAACUGGAUAAAGACCAUGCAAAAGAAUACAAAAAAGCCCGACAGGAGAUAAAAAAGAAAUCGUCAGACACACUGAAGCUACAGAAGAAAGCAAAGAAAGCUGAGGCUCUGGGAAGAGGAGACAUCCAGCCCCAGUUGGACAGUGCAUUACAAGAUGUCAAUGAUAAGUACCUACUUCUGGAAGAAACAGAGAAACAGGCUGUUAGGAAGGCCCUCAUUGAAGAGCGUGGCCGAUUCUGUACUUUCGUCUCGAUGCUACGGCCUGUGAUAGAAGAAGAAAUUUCAAUGCUAGGAGAAAUAACCCACUUACAGACCAUUUCAGAUGACCUGAAAAGCCUCACCAUGGACCCUCACAAACUGCCAUCUUCGAGUGAACAGGUAAUUCUAGAUUUGAAAGGUUCAGAUUACAGCUGGUCAUAUCAGACGCCUCCAUCUUCUCCCAGUACUACCAUGUCUAGAAAGUCCAGUGUUUGCAGCAGUCUGAACAGCGUUAACAGUAGUGAUUCCCGGUCGAGUGGCUCACACUCUCACUCACCUAGUUCACACUAUCGCUAUCGCAGCUCCAAUCUGCCACAGCAGGCACCCAUGAGACUGUCCAGUGUGUCAUCCCAUGAUUCUGGAUUCAUGUCCCAGGAUGCUUUCCAGUCCAAAUCACCAUCCCCCAUGCCACCAGAAGCUCCUAACCAGAAUUCGUCCAGCUCUGCCUCUUCAGAAGCCUCUGAAACCUGCCAGUCAGUGAGCGAGUGCAGUUCCCCCACCUCAGUCAGCUCAGGCUCCACCACGGGGGCUUGGGCCUCCACAGAGAAGUUGUAUAAUGGGUUUUAUCACUGUAGUUUACCAAGUGACCCAUCCGUAGCUUCAUUUGGUGCAGGUUCUUUCCCUCAUUACCUGCCUGCAUCCCGCGCAUGGAGUCGGGCUUCCUCAGCCCUCCAUCCAGACUACGUUCAUUAUUACACCAUUGGGCCUGGCAUGUUACCAUCAUCUAAGAUCCCUAGCUGGAAGGAUUGGUCUAAGCCCGGCCCCUAUGACCAGCCUACGGCAAACACCUUGCAACGCCGCAAAGAAAAACGUGAGCCAGACCCUAAUGGAGGAGCCCAGAGCGGACCACUUCUGCCCACUGAGGAGGCCCAGAGACCUCGGAGUAUGACUGUGUCAGCUGCCGCAAGGCAAGGAGAGGAGAUGGAAGCAUGUGAGGAGCUGGCUUUGGCUCUGACAAGGGGUCUGCAGCUGGACACCCAGAGAAGCAGCAGGGAUUCCUUACAGUGUUCCAGUGGCUACAGCACUCAGACCACCACGCCUUGCUGUUCAGAGGACACUAUCCCAUCACAAGAACUGGCGGGGAGCAAGGAGGGGCUGAGCCGGAUUCCAUUCCUCUUGCAUCAACAGAACUGUGGACUAAGCCUGGAUCAGUUGCACCUGGGCAAGUCUGUUAAAGUUUCAGAUUACGAUUAUUUCUCAGUGAGUGGUGACCAGGAGGCAGAACAACAAGAAUUCGACAAAUCUUCAACCAUUCCGAGAAACAGCGACAUCAGCCAGUCCUACCGGCGAAUGUUCCAGGCCAAGCGCCCUGCUUCUACUGCUGGCCUGCCAACAACUCUGGGACCGGUGAUAGUUACACCUGGUGUAGCAACCAUCCGACGGACCCCUUCCACCAAGCCUUCGGUCAGGCGGGGCACCAUUGGGGCAGGCCCUAUUCCAAUCAAGACCCCAGUCAUUCCUGUCAAAACACCCACUGUACCAGACGUCCCAGGGGGACUGCCAGGCACCCUGGCUGGGGCAGAAGAACCUGCUGAGCAGAGUCCUGAGUCUCCCUUAGCAGAUGGUGGCCAAGGAGCCAUGCCUUCUUCCUCGUGGAGUGGACAAGCAUCUGUCAACCCUCCACCACCCAGCCAGAAACUGAGUACUACUGAUGAACAGAGGCAAGCAGUUCCUGAAAGUGAGGGAGAAGAAAGUGAGAAGGAGAGUUCCAGCAUGCUUGCGCCCCCAUGCCAGCCACAGUCGGACCUGGGGGACAUGAGUCCUGGAGACGCCCCACAAGGUGAAGACAUGCUCAAUGCCAUUCGCCGUGGCGUCAAGCUGAAGAAGACCACCACCAACGACCGCUCGGCACCUCGUAUUUCCUAGACGUGAGAACACUGCCAGAGUACUAGUCACUGAGAAUGAACUGUGACAAAACCUUACCUGUCUCUAUCCAUUCCAAUCUGUAAUCAAAUGAUUUUGUAGGAAACUCGGUAACAGACAGUUUUGAAAAUACUCUAAAAGAGAAAAUGAGAAGAAAGUGCAUAGUAACAGACAUGCUCCUCACUGGUGUUUUAAUUUGUAAAUACCAACGAUUUUGUUUCUGCACAUUUUUGAUCCAAGCUAUGCUUUUAUUUUCUGAAGGUGCCAAAUCCCAUUUAACUUUUUUAUAACUUUGUAAAGUUUUCAGUGCAUAAGAGAACAAAGUUAAGUCAUUAACUUCAGCAAGGGGAUUUAAUGCAUUUGGCUUUUUUGCAAGCUUUUUUAGAGCGCCUUGUAAUAGUGAGGUUAAACACAAAUGGGACUUAUUUUAAAGUUUUUAAGUGAACCAGUAAG
Alligator sinensis (Chinese alligator) is the source of this 3037-nucleotide messenger RNA. RefSeq names its product MTSS1, I-BAR domain containing (gene MTSS1). The transcript has 17 exons. Bases 104 to 2587 code for a protein of 827 amino acids. NCBI's taxonomy places the organism in Eukaryota, Metazoa, Chordata, Crocodylia, Alligatoridae. The record is from RefSeq and is a predicted model, not a curated record. Gene Ontology annotation, molecular function: actin binding; phospholipid binding. Gene Ontology annotation, cellular component: cytoplasmic side of plasma membrane; actin cytoskeleton. Gene Ontology annotation, biological process: adherens junction maintenance; plasma membrane organization; positive regulation of actin filament bundle assembly.